Populus nigra (black poplar) is the source of this 2511-nucleotide messenger RNA. Its product is annotated as putative zinc transporter At3g08650. NCBI's taxonomy places the organism in Eukaryota, Viridiplantae, Streptophyta, Magnoliopsida, Malpighiales, Salicaceae. The record is from RefSeq and is a predicted model, not a curated record. The transcript has 6 exons. Gene Ontology annotation, biological process: zinc ion transmembrane transport. Gene Ontology annotation, molecular function: zinc ion transmembrane transporter activity. Bases 409 to 2226 code for a protein of 605 amino acids. Gene Ontology annotation, cellular component: membrane.
AGCCUCACCACUCACUGACUUAUUUUCUGUUGGAGGCUUAGCUGGUUUCGAUAUAGAAAACAACGUGCUCUCUCUCUCAUUAACUCAUAAAUUAUUUCUGCAAUUCCAUUCUUUCAUUUUUUAGGAAUUAUACUUGUCCCCUUCUAUAGUUCUAUUUUCUGUCCCCGUAUCUGUAUCAAGAAUUCAAUAGCACUUGCUUGACCCAUUUCUUCGAAUUGAGCCCGCUUUUCAUCAAUCGGGCAUCAAGCAAGUUCCUGGCACAACUCGGACAGCAUUGUUGUGUCUACCUCAUUGCUCAAGUCAAUCUGAAAGCUUAAUUGAUUAUAUUCAGAAUUCUCUGGAAUGAGAUUUUAAUAGUAUAAUUGCCAAAUUUGUAUAGGAGUUAGGUGUGCAGGUUAAGGAAGUGAAAUGUUUUUGGGUUGCGAACAAAGAACCACGAGGUUCAUGUUAAAGCAAGUUUUCCUAUUUUUUCUGCUCUCUCUAGUGUUCUUUGCAUGCAUUUCAGCAGAAUCUGAUAGUGAUAAUUCUGAAAGGUUAAGAUCGGCUCCUCAUAAAAAUGUGAGGAACAAUGUUAUAGAUGGCAGUGGUACAGAGAAUGCAGUUGAUUUUGAGGGUACAAGUGGUGGGAUGAAGGAGGGGAAGGGUGGUUAUAACAGAGUUUCGAUAUCUACAGUUGCAUUAUUUACAUUGGCCAUGGCUGCUGCCACUGGUUUAGGUGCUGUCCCAUUCUUUUUUGUGGAGCUAGACCCUCAGUGGGAAGGGUUGUGCGGUGGGAUGGCUGCUGGUGUGAUGUUGGCUGCUAGCUUUGACCUCAUACAGGAAGGGCAAAGCCAUGGUGCUGGCAGUUGGGUUGUGAUUGGGAUUUUAUCUGGUGGAAUUUUCAUUUUGCUGUGUAAGAAGUUUCUUGAACAAUAUGGGGAAGUAAGCAUGUUGGACAUUAGAGGUGCUGAUGCAACUAAAGUUGUUCUUGUUAUUGGAAUUAUGACUCUUCAUUCAUUUGGGGAGGGUUCUGGUGUUGGUGUCUCUUUUGCUGGCUCUAAAGGCUUUUCUCAAGGACUUUUGGUAACUUUGGCCAUAGCCGUGCACAACAUACCGGAGGGGUUGGCAGUGAGUAUGAUGCUUGCAUCAAAGGGUGUUUCUCCACAAAAUGCAAUGCUAUGGAGCGUAAUUACAUCCUUGCCUCAGCCCAUCGUAGCUGUUCCUGCUUUCAUGUGUGCUGGUGCAUUUAGCAAGUUCCUUCCUUUCUGCACGGGCUUUGCUGCUGGAUGUAUGAUCUGGAUGGUGGUUUCCGAGGUGCUUCCUGAUGCUUUCAAGGAAGCCUCUCCUCCUCAAGUGGCAUCAGCAGCUACAAUUUCUGUAGCAUUUAUGGAAGCUCUCAGCACUGCUUUUGAGAAUUUCAGCCAUGACUACAAUUCAGAGGAUGCUUCAGGCUUCUUUGUUUCAUUGCUUUUUGGUCUUGGGCCAUUGCUUGGUGGCUUCAUUCUUGUUGUAUUUGCUCUUGCAUUCCAUCUUCAGCAUGCCCUUCUCAUGGGUGCAGCAUCUGGCAUUGCCUUUAUCCUUUCCGCCUGGCGACCUCUCCAGCUACUCGUGUCUUCAAAGAUGGGGUUCUUCUCCCUCAUAUUUUUGCUUGCUCUGGGAGCAGCAUUUGUCCAUGUUUCAAGCUGUAGCAUUUUGAAACUUGCAGGUCGCAAAAAGGCAUCGGUGAAUAAUUUACCUACGGCAAAUGGCUUUUCAGUGAGUGUUCACACCCUCCAGUCAUUCUUGUCAUGCGGAGCAGUUGCCUUUCAUGCAUUGGCUGAGGGGCUGGCUUUAGGAGUGGCUGCACCAAAAGCUUAUGGACUUGGUCGGCACAUGGUCCUUCCUGUAUCUCUACAUGGACUCCCUCGGGGUGCAGCUGUUGCUAGUUGCAUCUUUGGGGCUACUGAUAGCUGGCAUAGUGCCCUAGCAGCAGCAACUUUAAUUGGAUUUGUGGGUCCAAUAUCUGCUAUAGGAGCGAUACUUGCAGGAAUUGACUACAGUGGUCUGGAUCAUGUAAUGGUCUUUGCAUGUGGUGGAUUGCUCCCUAGCUUUGGAAACAUAAUUAGAAGAGGAGUAAGGUUGGAUGCUCGGAAGGGGGGUUUUGGGCUAGCAAUUGGGGUGGGGUUUGCUAGUCUCUGUUUGAUGUGUACAAAGUUGGUUUGCUUGCACACACCUUACUGCAAUUCUGCUCCAGAGGCUGUGAGGUGAGGUGAGAUGAGAUGAUCUCCUGUGAUAAUCAGUUACAGAGGUGCAAUUCACAUGCUGCGAUUAGCAUGUCGGCGCCUAUGAUAUACACAAGCAUGCAUAGAUAACUUGUAGAGUAGAAUAUGCGGAAAAGAGGAGAUACAGAGGAAACAUCUGGUGGAGAAUGUAUUCUCCCUCGCAUUGUACAAUAAUUUCUUUUUCAUUUUUUUUCCUAUUUGAAUUAUCCUCCGAGAGGAGAUGAAUGUUUGUGGAAUUUGCUGAGUACAGUAGUCUGAGUUUGAGAGACCA